AUGCCGUCCAGUGGCUUGGGGCCUUGGGGAGGUGAGAACCUUAAACCUACCCUCGUCGACGGGAGACGACAUGAGAUGGUACCGAGGAAGUGGUGCAGCAUGUUCAUACAGGAGAGUCAACGACAAACGGCAACGGAAUCAACAGAUGAUCAAAACAUGUGGGCUUGA
Fusarium proliferatum ET1 is the source of this 168-nucleotide messenger RNA. RefSeq lists its product as uncharacterized. Bases 1 to 168 code for a protein of 55 amino acids. The transcript has 2 exons. NCBI's taxonomy places the organism in Eukaryota, Fungi, Ascomycota, Sordariomycetes, Hypocreales, Nectriaceae. The record is from RefSeq and is a predicted model, not a curated record.